AUGGAAAAAGACAGUUUCCAGCAGUUAGAACUAGAAAAGGGUAGACCUUCCAAAAGGAGGACUCCCAAAAGAGUUAUCCAUUUUGUUGAUGGUGACAUCAUGGAAGAAUAUAGCACAGAGGAAGAGGAAGAAAAAGAGGAACAGAGUACAAAUUCAACACUUGAUCCUUCUAAACUUUCAUGGGGGUCCUACCUAUGGUUUUGGGCAGGGCGAAUAGCAAGGACCUCAUUUUCUACAUGUGAAUUCCUUGGUGGAAGAUUCGCUCUCUUCUUUGGUCUUAAUCAACCCAAAUACCAGUAUGUGUUAAAUGAGUACUAUAGAACACAAAAUAAGGAAAGUGACAAGGAAAGUGAAGGGAAUGGAUCAAAGGCCCAACCAGCCAAUGUUCCCAAUGAAAAGCAUCACCUGGAGGCAGGGGCCCGAGAGUAUGGAACGAGACAACAGGACAUUGCCGAGGGCAUUCCUCGGUGGAGUAUCUCAUCCAGCGAGGGCCUGAUGGCAGAUUCCAGCUCCUAA
Molecule: messenger RNA, 516 nt
Organism: Globicephala melas (long-finned pilot whale)
Lineage: Eukaryota; Metazoa; Chordata; Mammalia; Artiodactyla; Delphinidae
Gene: FAM177B
Product: family with sequence similarity 177 member B
Source: RefSeq, a predicted model, not a curated record